AUGGCCGCCUUCGGAAAGGAAACGAUAACAAAAGCUGCUGAAUUGCUUCAGCGAGCGUCCACGAUUUUGCUGUCGGUGAAUGAAAAUUUGUCUGAAACCAAUUUUCGCUCAACAGCUACCAAUGCUGGUACGCCUGGAACAUCAGCAGCUACUGCAAUUGCCGUACUACUCGGUACUAGAGCUACGUGAUACCUCAGCACGAGCUAAAUCGAUGCUAGUCGCUAGUUCGAAUGCUGGCUUGUACAGACGUCUAAAUAAAAACGAACGCCUGUGAGCUGCUGCCGGAAAAUCAUCAUCUUCACCCUUACAAGGCUCAAGUUCAAGCAAGAAAGAAAAAACACUGCGAAGUUCAGAGAAAAAGACGUUUGAAUUUUCACUGCUUCGAGCACCUGAGGUAGACAGUGACGGUGAGGAAGAAGAUAGCUUAAGAAAGGACUAUGUUAUCAACAGAGGUAUUAUUACUUUAACUCCUUCUGACUCUGAGAAACUAAUAAGAGAUAAGAUUGUUUCAUCUUUAAAACCAAGAUAUUCCCUUAUUGAAAAUCGUGACUUUGAAUUUGAGAAAGUAGUUCAAAAAAUUUUCUGUUCUUCAGUUGGGAAAAGGAACACAGUAUGAUUACAGUAUAGUGAAAAAAUUGGCCGGGCAAGGUCUGUUGUACAUUCGUAUGAAGCAAGCAAUGCAGUUUGCUGUUGAUGAAGAUUUUCAGGUUGAAGGCGAUAUGGCAGAUGAUCCAUUUCCAUCCUUAUAACUACCCAGUCCAUUUAAUUCACCAACAACAUCACCUGGUCUAACAGGUGCACCAAGUGAUUACAAUCUUGCCCCAGAUGGUCCGUCUGUUAGAGAAACCACACUUGAUAGUGAGCAAUUUACACUAUCCCCACAAGGUGUCCAGGAAUUUGGACCAGCAGUUCCAUAAAUUGAACUGUCUCGAUUUUUUUCAACAGUAAUUGACGAAAUACCAGCCACUGUUUGUGACCCAACAGAAAUGCUAAGAUUCUUGCAGAAGAAGAUUUUGUUAGGUCGUGACCUAGAUGUUAGUGAUGUAUCUUCUGAACUUAGUGGGGACACUAAUUAUAUUUCAGUAGACCGAGAUAAUAUUUUGGAAACAACAUUCUCUGAAUUGAAUAAUGUGAUAGAUCCAAGAAUCACUUUUGAAGUUCAGUUCUAUGGCGAGCAAGCUGAAGACAGGAGAGGCUCCAGAAAGGAAUGGAUUAGGCUUUGCAAUCAGAAAAUACAACUGAAAUAUUUUGAACAAGGUCUUAAGGAGCAUCUUGCAAGUGACUAUUUUUACAUUGGCCAAAUGGCAGCAAUAACACUUCUUCAGAAUGGACAGUCACCUGUUUACUUUCCAGAAACAGUUUUGCAAAAUGUUUUUACAGGUCCGUACCCAAGCACACACCCAUGCAUUUCCAACCUACAGAAAGGUCUGGAUACUCUUGGAAUCCAUACAGUUGGUAGAAAGUUCUCACAAUUCCUGCAUCACUUUAGACCAUCUGAAAAUGCUAAAUUGUCUGUAAAAAAGUUACUACACCUUCUGAUACCAAAAUUUUCUGAAAAAGGAUCAAACAGCCUAAAGUACUAG
Molecule: messenger RNA, 1583 nt
Organism: Paramuricea clavata
Lineage: Eukaryota; Metazoa; Cnidaria; Anthozoa; Malacalcyonacea; Plexauridae
Source: the annotation of a GenBank genome assembly